Molecule: messenger RNA, 1566 nt
Organism: Heterocephalus glaber (naked mole-rat)
Lineage: Eukaryota; Metazoa; Chordata; Mammalia; Rodentia; Bathyergidae
Gene: Smim10l1
Product: small integral membrane protein 10 like 1
Source: RefSeq, a predicted model, not a curated record
UAGAAGCUGACAGGAAGGGGCGGAGCGCCGGUGGCAGCCAAGCGCCACACUGGAGCAAGCAGCGGCUGCGGGACACGCAGGUGUGAGCUGGGGGGCCGCUUUACCCUCUGUUCCUGGCUGUGGCACAGGGGUCUGCGGAGGCUGCGGGGACCUUGCCUUCAGGCGCUGGGCGGGCGGUGACAGCUGGUCCAUGGCCCCGGCGGCGACUCUGUCUUCCUUGGCCAUCAGGGCUUCAAACCCGCCAGUGGCCCCCACUUCAUACGGGGUCUUUUGCAAGGGGCUCUCCCGCACCCUGCUCGCCUUCUUCGAGCUGGCCUGGCAGCUGCGCAUCAACUUCCCCUAUUUCUACGUCGCAGGCUCUGUGAUAUUGAACAUCCGCUUGCAGGUACACAUAUAAAGCCGGUAGCAAGCUGCUGGCCUCCGGAGGCCGGCAGGAUGGCGGACUCCCAGGAGGCCCCCGGGCGCAGCGAAGCUGCUGGGGACGAGCCCCGCAAUCUCGCGAGAUUUCGAGGGCGCCGUCCGCGAGUGAACUCUCCGCGCCGAGCCGUCCCGGAACUGUGGGGGAAAUCCCGUGGGCUUUAGGCAGCGGAGAGACGCUGUUCCGGGAAGGGAGACCUUCGGCUAAGACCCAGGAAAAUGGUUAAGAAGCUGUGUAUCCUUAAAAUGAACUCCAGACAGAUUUCGGGAUAUGAGAAAGGGCACAGAAUGCGUUAUGAAAAAAGGAAGGCCAAAUUUUUCAGAAAAACUGUUAAAUGAAAACAGACUUACUGUGUAACUUAAAAUGAAGCUAUCAGUGGACUUCGGAAAUACUGGACCGGAUUGUAAGCGAAUAACCAUGGUAUUGCGGAUAUGAAGUGGAAGGCCUAUAUUUCUUCACCCCAGAAGAAAACGAUACCAAAAUUCUCAGUGAAAAACAAACUAUACAAGAAAAACAUCCUCCAAAUACUGGACCUGAAACGCUGCAGAAUUUUGAACAAAUGGUGGAAGCGGGAGAAAAUGGACUCUACCUCAGUGUCCCUGUGAACAGCGCUUGGAUUAGGACCUUGGAGCUAAAGAAAAGGAAAUCCAGUCAUAGCAUAAAACUUGGCUAUUUUGUGAAUAACAUUUAAAUAAUUAUAAUGGAAAUGUUGUGUAUGAUUUUCAUCUUUAAAGGAAUACUUAAUCAUGGCUGCAGAGUAGAAUGUAAAUUGUUAUCCUUGAUGUACAAAUACAUGGACAAGUGGCAAUGUUGGAAGAGGGAGAGGGAGGUAAAUAAAAUGGUUCUGGUGUCCUUAAAAAUUGUGAAGUUGAGAGAGUGCAAUCUGUUCUGGAGGAGAAAGAAGAUCUUAUUAGCCUUAAAGUUUCUAAAACAGUAAUGUAAGUAUUAAAGGGGAAAGUUGGUAGGGAGAAGAGUAUGAAGUCAACCGGAAAUGCUGGAAGAUGGUAAAUUCAAGUGAGAUUUCUAAAAAAAACUGUUAAAGCACCCGGUAUAUUUGAAUAUAUUAGAGAUUUUUUGUUGUUCAAAGUCUGUGAGUGAAUUAAUAAUUACAGAUUUUUCAAAUUUAAGAAAACCAAACUGGUAAUAAA